Molecule: messenger RNA, 2059 nt
Organism: Scaptodrosophila lebanonensis
Lineage: Eukaryota; Metazoa; Arthropoda; Insecta; Diptera; Drosophilidae
Product: G-protein coupled receptor Mth-like
Exons: 8
Coding region: 498-2048 (516 amino acids)
Biological process (GO): cell surface receptor signaling pathway
Cellular component (GO): membrane
Molecular function (GO): G protein-coupled receptor activity
Source: RefSeq, a predicted model, not a curated record
AUCAAAACAGUGGCCUGAAAAAAGCCUGUUUAUUUGUUUACAUUCUGCGCUUGAGAGCUCGCCUUUGCGGUGCGGUGUAACCUCUAUUUCUGUUGGCUGCGAAGUUCCAGUAUUCAGUUUCCCAUUGGUUUUGGAUUAGUUUGCGGAUUGAGUUAAUAGCGUUGUUGAUUGACCAUCUCAUUAUUAUAAAUGAUCCAUUAAAGGGGGCCCCUUUUGCGGCGGCAUCUACCAAAGAGUUUUGGGGAAUAUCUUUAUGACCAGGUAUGUAGUGGAUUUCAACGGAGCGGAUUUGAUUAUUCUCUUUUAUUUUCAGUAGGAUGGUUUUGGCAAUUUAGCUGAAUUGAAUGGAUUUCUGGAGGGCCUGAAUGCCGCUGCGGCUGUCUGUAAGGAUAGCUAUAUUUGAAUAAUUGUGAGAUAUGGCAUGAUCUAAGGCUUUGUUUAUUGCAAUCAGUUCUGCAGUGAGCGAUGAUGUAAUUUUGUUGGUAUAGAAACUGUCGAUGAAUUUGGAGUUAUUGUGGAGGAAUGCAGCGCUGGAGUUGUAUGCCAUUAUGAUUUGGAUUCCUAUAGCAGAUUUGAUUGAAAUACAUGGUUGUGACUAUUUUGACACUGUUGAUCUAACAGGCAGCAAGAGAUUUUCCAACGGCUCAUAUCUAUAUGAGAGGGUGCUCAUUCCUCCAUACCUAACCGGCGAAUAUGACUAUGAAAUAAUAUUUGAUGGCCACCGCAUUAAUGUUCCGCAACACGUCCGAGGAUGUGUGUGUCAGAUGAAAGCCUGCAUCCGAUUUUGCUGCCAUCCUCAGCAUCUGCUUGUUUUCAAUAAGCGGGAAUGUACAAGCGUGCAGCCAGAGACAAUUUCAUAUAGUCCGUAUGUAAAUAUUACUUUAGACCAUCAUAAAGUGGUCCAAAAAAAUAUAACUGCAGAGUUUGUAGCGCAGCAUGGGCUCCCAAUACCUUGUGCCAUCCAUUAUGCACUCCACCCGGAACAGGAUGUCGCAGAUAAUUGGAGCUUGUUCGAGAAUGGAACACUACUACGCCACUAUGAUAGAAAUUAUAUGUCCAAGAUGGACUAUUGCUUGCAGCCGGAAAAAUUCGAUGGCCAUUAUAAGCUUACCGUUCACAAUUGCGGUAUAGCUGUGGCCGAGAAAUGGGACAAAAUUAUGUGCAGAUAUGUUAUGAUAUGCUCCAUAAUAUGCAUUAUUUUAACAAUUUUUGUAUACGUGCUCCUACCCAAGCUUCAAAAACUUCAUGGUAAGUGUUUUAUCUGCUAUCUGUUAAGCCUAGGAGUCGGAUGUACUGCGCUAAUAAUCGACCAGGUCGGAGAUUGGGAAUAUUGUCUUACAACUGGUUAUGUUGGCUAUUUUGCAAUUAUGGCUGCUUUCCUCUGGUUAGCUAUAAUGAGCUUUGAUCUGUGGAACACAUUUCGGGGAACAAUACGACAUAUGACAAAAGCACCUUUCUUCCUUUCCUACAAUAUCAUCGCCUGGAGUACUGCAUUAGUACUGUUGGCAAUUGUGUAUGCAAUGGACUUUAUAGCUACUGAGGACACGCCUCUUCUCUGGAUACCAGGAGUUGGAUAUUAUUCGUGCUGGAUUAAAACUGAAGAUUGGCCGGCGAUGAUAUAUUUCUAUGGUCCCAUGAUGCUGCUCAUAAUUUUCAACGUGUCCAUGUUUAUACCGACAGCGGUACGCAUAUAUAAAACCCAGAAGGAAUUUCAAAAUAUAGUCGGCCAAGCGCGACAUCGAAAAAUGGUGAAUGAGUGGCAAACGUUCAGUCUUUUUCUGCGAUUGUUCGUAAUCAUGGGCGUGACCUGGAUUUUUGAAAUAUGUUCAUAUCUAUCGAGUAACCACAGCACACUCCGGAAAUUUUUCAUUGUUGCAGAUCUGCUAAAUUCAGCACAGGGCAUUCUAAUAUUCGGCUUAUUCGUCUUAAAGCCUAGUGUUUGGAAACUUUUAUUGAAUCGCAUACAAGGUAAGCAAACCCCCGAGGAAGCCGAUGGGUCGGAGGAAGACAUCUCUCUGUAUGCACUCGAAAUAAACAAACACUACUAACUAGGCCCGCA